Salarias fasciatus (jewelled blenny) is the source of this 1708-nucleotide messenger RNA. RefSeq names its product ribosomal RNA processing 9, U3 small nucleolar RNA binding protein (gene rrp9). Gene Ontology annotation, cellular component: small-subunit processome. Gene Ontology annotation, molecular function: protein binding; U3 snoRNA binding. Bases 89 to 1543 code for a protein of 484 amino acids. The record is from RefSeq and is a predicted model, not a curated record. The transcript is spliced from 15 exons. NCBI's taxonomy places the organism in Eukaryota, Metazoa, Chordata, Actinopteri, Blenniiformes, Blenniidae.
ACAUGUGGGUCUAAUGUUGACUGCAGGAGAAAGUUAAGGAGUUUAACCCGAUUAAAGCUUUUUUUACGUGUGUUUGGAAGACUUCACCAUGUCUUCGUCAUUCUUUAUAAAAGGAAAGGAAAACCCCAAAUCAGCCAAAAAGGGGAAAAACACGGUGCUGCCGAAAAGGAAGGCUGCCGGGGGCUCAGUCGAAGUACGAGCAAAGAAACCAUCUUCUAAAUACAACGAAGAGAUUUCCAGCGAUUCUGAGGGAGAGAGCUCCACUGUACCCAAGAAGAAAAAGUCCAAGGAGGAGAUUCAGUAUGAGGAAACGCCACAGGAGAAGAAGCUGAGAUUAGCUAAACUUUACCUUGAACAGCUGAAACAUGAAGAGGAAGAUAAAGCAGAUGAUGAGGCGUUUGAAACAGAUUUGAUUGCUGGAAGGCUUCAGGAUGAAGUGCUCGAACAAAAAGGAAAGCUUCAGCGUCUUAUUGCCAAAGAUAUCAUGCAGCCAGAUGCUUCAGAGAUCAGAGUAUUGAGAGGACACAAACUUCCCAUUACCUGUCUGGUCAUCUCACCAGAUGACAAGUGCAUCUUUUCUGCUGCCAAGGACUGCUCCAUCAUCAAAUGGGAUGUUGAGAGUGGCAAGAAACUGCAUACAGUGCACGGUGGGAGGAAGGGGACGGAGGAUCGGCAUGUUGGGCACACAGCCCAUAUCCUAUGUAUGGCCAUAUCAUCAGAUGGAAAAUACCUGGCCACUGGAGACAUGAACAAACUGAUUAUGAUUUGGGAGGCUGAAACUUGUAAGCAUCUGUAUAAAUUCACGGGACACAAAGGCCCUGUGUCGGGUCUUUCGUUCAGGAAGGGAACUCACGAUCUGUACAGUGCUUCCCAUGACCGCUCAGUCAAAGUGUGGAACGUGGAUGAGAAUGCUUAUGUGGAAACUCUCUUCGGACAUCAGGAUGCCAUUACAGGACUGGACAGUCUGAGCCGUGAGCGCUGCGUGACUGCAGGGGGCCGGGAUCGCACCGUGAGGGUGUGGAAGAUAGCCGAGGAGUCCCAGCUGGUUUUCCAUGGACAUGAGGGCUCCAUCGACGCCAUCCAGCUCAUAAACGAGGAGCACAUGAUAACCGGAGCUGAUGAUGGCUCUUUGUCUCUUUGGAGUGUCAACAAGAAGAAGCCUCUCAGCACAGUGAAGCAGGCUCACGGUUGCCAUGGCGACGCCGGACUGGAGCAGCCUCACUGGGUCGCCUCGGUGGCGGCGCUUCACAACUCGGAUACCGUUGCCUCAGGUGCCUCUGGCUGUUCCCACAAUUCGCAGGUCACCGUGUGGCAGUGUGGGAAGAGUUAUCGCGGGUUGGAGCGUCUGUUCAGCGUACCAGUGAACGGUUUUAUCAACAGUCUGAAGUUUUCGAGCUCCGGUCAUUUCUUGGUGGCAGGAGUCGGACAGGAGCACAGGUUGGGGCGUUGGUGGAGACUAAAAGAAGCCAAGAACGGGAUCUACAUUAUUCCUCUCAAAAGGAAGCCGUCGGAUCCCGAGAACGUCGACGUGGCAGAGCAGUGAACUGUGAAAUGUCUUGUUUUUUUUUGUUUUUUGUAAAUUAAACGCAUCAAAACAAACACGAAUGUUUUCUUUCUUUUUCUCGUGUGCGUGCAGCCAAAGGUUGUGAGUUUCCUCCUUUGAGUGUUUUUCUAGAAGUUUCCGCUUCACUGCAGAAGUCGGAGCAGU